CCGUGGCCCGCCCGGGCGGGCGCCGCCAUAUUGGGGGUCCUCGCCGCGGGCGCGUAGGUGUCUUCAUAAGAUGCCGGCUCGGCGGUUCUCUGCUUUCUCCCCCCAAGAUGGCGUCCAUGCGGGAGAGCGACACGGGCCUGUGGCUGCACAACAAGCUGGGGGCCACCGACGAGCUGUGGGCGCCGCCCAGCAUCGCGUCCCUGCUCACCGCCGCGGUCAUCGACAACAUCCGCCUCUGCUUCCACGGCCUCUCAUCCGCCGUGAAGCUCAAGCUGCUGCUCGGGACGCUGCACCUCCCGCGCCGCACUGUGGACGAGAUGAAGGGCGCCCUGGCGGAGAUUAUCCAGCUGGCCACCUUGGACUCCGAUCCCUGGGUUCUCAUGGUAGCUGACAUCCUCAAGUCCUUUCCUGACACAGGCUCGCUUAACCUUGACCUCGAAGAACAGAAUCCCAACGUUCAAGAUAUUUUAGGAGAACUCAGAGAAAAGGUGAACGAGUGUGAAGCGUCUGCCAUGCUGCCGCUAGAGUGCCAGUACUUGAAUAAAAACGCCCUGACGACCCUCGCCGGACCCCUCACUCCCCCAGUGAAACACUUUCAAUUAAAGAGGAAACCGAAGAGCGCCACGCUGAGAGCGGAGCUCCUGCAGAAAUCCACCGAGACGGCCCAGCAGCUGAAGAGGAGUGCAGGGGUGCCUUUCCACGCCAAGGGCCGGGGGCUUCUCCGGAAGAUGGACACCACGACCCCGUCCAGGUGGCCACUGAUGGGCACCAUCCUCUCUGCAGCCCCGCUCAAAGGCAUCCCGAAGCAGGCGCCCUUCAGAAGCCCCACCACUCCCAGUGUCUUCAGCCCUGCUGGGAACCGGACCCCCAUCCCGCCUUCAAGGACCCCUCUGCGGAAGGAGCGGGGAGUGAAGCUGCUUGACAUUUCCGAGCUGGAUAUGGUGGGUGCUGGCCGAGAGGCAAAGAGAAGGAGGAAGACACUGGAUGCAGAAGUGGUGGAAAAGCCAGCCAAGGAAGAGACCGUCGUGGAGAACGCCACCCCGGACUACGCGGCUGGCCUGGUGUCCACGCAGAAACUCGGGUCCUUGAACAAUGAGCCUGCACUGCCAUCCACGAGUUACCUGCCUGCCACGCCCAGUGUGGUCCCGGCCUCCUCCUACAUCCCCAGCUCCGAGACGCCUGCAGCACCAUCUUCUCGGGAAGCCGGCCUACAGGCCAGCAGGCCACCGGAGGAGCCCAGUACCCCAAGCCCCGCGCUUCCCGCGCAGUUCAAGCAGAGAGCACCCAUGUACAACAGCGGCCCCAGCCCAGCAGCAUCUGCACCCUCGACGCCCACUUCCCCCUUGACACCCACCACACCCCCAGCCGUCACCCCGGCUGCCCAGACACCUCCAGUGGCCAUGGUGGCCCCACAGACCCAGCCCCCUGCCCAGCAGCAGCCCAAGAAGAACCUGUCUCUCACGAGAGAGCAGAUGUUUGCUGCACAGGAGAUGUUCAAGACAGCCAACAAAGUCACACGGCCCGAGAAGGCCCUGAUCCUAGGCUUCAUGGCUGGCUCCCGAGAGAACCCGUGCCAGGAGCAGGGCGACGUGAUCCAGAUCAAGCUCAGCGAGCACACGGAAGACCUGCCCAAGUCCGAUGGCCAGGGCAGCACCACCAUGCUGGUGGACACCGUGUUCGAGAUGAACUAUGCCACAGGCCAGUGGACGCGCUUCAAGAAAUACAAGCCCAUGGCCAACGUGUCCUAGGGCUGCCCACCCACCUCUGCUUGCCUUCGCUGCGGGGUCCGCUGGGCCCCAGCCCACUGAAGCUUUUAGGUUCAUUUCUCGGGGUGUUCUGGACUUAUUUUUUAAAUUUUAAUAUGGGUUACCUUUUGUGUGAUUUCAGAUACUUUUUUGGAUUCAAUAUUACAUUUUUGAAUGUUAAAGUUAACCAAAAAAGUUAUAACUUCUAAUUUUAGUGACAGCUCUGCCUGUUAGACUUUUAUCUUUUUUUUUUUUAUUUUUUCUUAAAUUCUGACCAUGAGGGAGGGCUCUUCCUUGCUAGUGCGAUGCUCUUCCCAUCCCACGAGGUUGAGGGGACCAAGUGAUGCCCAGCACAGUUGAGACCAGGGUGGGGAUGGCCUGGCCCAUGCCCCAGAGCAGGAGACACCGGGCCGGACAUGCCACAGGCAGGUUUUGUAUUUGUCUUUUGUAUGGUUGUGAGCAUUGAGACCAGUCUUCUGGCGCCUGUUUUCAUUGUACAAACGAUCUGAGUAAUUAAAAUAUAGCUUUUCUAAAGAAA
Canis lupus familiaris (dog) is the source of this 2283-nucleotide messenger RNA. It is a transcript of the gene NELFA, whose product is annotated as negative elongation factor complex member A. Gene Ontology annotation, biological process: negative regulation of transcription elongation by RNA polymerase II. The transcript has 11 exons. The record is from RefSeq and is a predicted model, not a curated record. Lineage: Eukaryota; Metazoa; Chordata; Mammalia; Carnivora; Canidae. Bases 108 to 1748 code for a protein of 546 amino acids. Gene Ontology annotation, cellular component: NELF complex.